GCUCUGCAGCGCUGAAAGACAGCCGCACUGCACACUGACAAGCCUGGACGGGGCGAGGCAGCGAUCGCAGUGUGGCCCUCAUCCAUCAUCGCUAUGGGAAUUAGAACAGCGUUCUUUCUGAACCAAGCCCUGAUCCCGUACUAUCUGAAACCGGUCCACCUGGAGACACGGACUAUAAAACACUGCAGUUGAGACUGUCGCUGAACCAGAGCCCGGCUCAGCUUCUCUCCUCCAGUGAGCUUCUGCUGUAGCUGAUGAUGAUGAGAAACAUCUAGAGAUGAGAAGUGUUUCUCCAGCAGUCAACUUGCACAAGGACGUUUGCUCGACCCUCAUCUGUAUUUUGUAAAUCAGGAUGAUGUCUGCCAUGUGUGUUUCCGCAGUGCUCUUAUGUACAGUGGUGGUUGACAUCUCAGCUCAUGUGUUGACCACAACCAGCCCAGAUGAUCAAUCCCUCCUGUCUCCCCGCCACUAUCAGCACACGGACCCUGACUCAGGCACCCAGCUGGUCUGUGACAAGUGCCCGGCAGGCACCCACGUGUCGGUCCACUGCUCCCCAACUGCUGUGAGGGUGUGCAGCCGCUGCCCUGAAGGCACCUUUACACGGGGCGAGAAUGGGAUGCAGAAAUGCCAUCCCUGUCGUCCUCCAUGUCCUGCAGGCUUAAUUGAGAAAGCAAGCUGCACGCCAACCCAGGACCGUGUCUGCACAUGUCCACCCAACAGUUUUUUGUUUGGGGAAGGUGGCACAGAGUGUAAGCCCCACUCACUGUGCCCUCCAGGGACCAGGGUGAAAAGGCGGGGCAGUGAAACAGAGGACGUACUCUGUAAGCCGUGCACCAAGGGGACUUUCUCCGAUGUUGAGUCAAGUGUGGUGAAGUGCCGAACCCACGCUGACUGCCAAGCUCAGGGGCUGGUGCUGCUCACACCAGGGACAAAAGAGACAGAUAAUGUCUGUGGACCCCCUUCAAUAGCCACAUCUUCACCUGUCUCCGCAACCACCCUACUGGGGCCUGCACAGGCUGUGCUUGUACAGGAACCCAUGAGUUCUUCAUCCACCCCAUCAUCAUUACUGGCUGGACCUGCAGAUAAAGGCACCUACAGUCAGGCAGCAGCCAUCCAACUAAGGGGAAACCUGGGUGGGGAAGACCACCGUGGAGGAGGGCUAUUCCUGAGCCAGCCUGAUGCUCCCACCCCACCAAAUCGUGACCCUCCACGGACUCACAAGCAACUCAUGGACCUCGAGCACCAGCUGGGGCAACCCAAUUCUGAGCCUGUGCCUGGCCCCAACAAGAGGGCUGUGGAGGGUCUGGAGGGUGCAGAGGUAGUUAGGGUUGGGACAGGGGUCAGUAAAGUUGCAGGUCAGGGGAGCGGAAGUGGUGGAGGUGGGGUCUCCAGCUACUACAGACCCACUCGCAGGGGGUCCCCAAGGCCAAGCACUCAUGAUCACUUUGACAUCAAUGAGCACCUCCCAUGGAUGAUAGUGCUGUUGCUCUUGCUGGUGCUGGUGGUGAUCGUGAUCUGCAGUGUGAAGCGAAGCUCUCGUGUGCUAAAGAAGGGCCCCAUGCAAGACCCUAGCAGCAUCAUGGAGAAGGCAAUUCAGAAGAAACCGUCUGCGCCUCCAACACAGGUCAAAGAGAAGUGGAUCUACUACUCCAAUGGACAGGGGAUAGAUAUUCUGAAACUGGUGGCUGCUCAGGUGGGCACCCAAUGGAUAGACAUCUAUCAGUUGCUGGCCAACGCCACGGAGAGGGAGGUGGCUGCCUUUUCUAAUGGCUACUCGUCAGAUCAUGAGCGGGCGUAUGCAGCGCUGCAGCACUGGACCAUCCGGGACAGCGACGCUAACCUGGCCAAGCUGAUCAAUGCCUUGCACAGACAUCGCCGCAUCGAUGUGGUGGAGAAGAUCCGCUGUGUCAUGGAGGACAACCCACAGUUUGACAUCAACCAGCUGAUGACCUCAGUGAAUGUAAGCCAAAGCCUCAGUCCCAUCCACAAGCCACUCGAGUCUCCCAGCAGCGUCGGCAGCAACAGUGGUGGUAGCAGUGGUGGUAGUCUGGGUGGGGCUAGCAGCAUGGGCGUGGAGCAGUCACCGGUGGACCGUACCAAGGGCUUCUUCCCCGACGAAUCUGAGCCCCUGCUCCGCUGUGACUCCACCUCCAGCAAAGACUCAGCCCUCAGCAGGAAUGGCUCCUUCAUUACCAAAGAGAAGAAAGACACUGUGCUCCGGCAGGUGCGUCUGGACCCGUGCGACCUGCAGCCCAUCUUCGAUGACAUGCUGCACAUCCUGAACCCAGAGGAGCUGCAUGUCAUUGAGGAGAUCCCAGCGGCUGAGGACAAGCUGGACCAGCUGUUUGAGAUUGCAGGAGUCAAGAGUCAGGAGGCCAGCCAGACGCUGCUGGACUCGGUCUACAGCCACCUCCCUGAUCUGUUAUAGUGGAGGAUGGAGGAAUCACACUAAUAAGAAUUGGAACAGGAUUAAGCAGGAGUGUCUCAGUGGGAGGGAUGAGUCGGAUAUGCUAUUACUCAGAUAAGAUUGGGUUGAUAUUUGAUCUGAUAGAGUCUGACUCAUCAAGUCACAUUGUCAUGGAACUAGGUGUUUGGAUAUGGUGGUUAUCUACUCCCUCCAAUGACUCUUUCAAAUCUUUACUGGUACUUUACUCCUCUUUACCCUCCAAUCUUCCUCAAUUGUCUUGUGUGUACUAUUACUCCUUAAAAACACCUCCAUCCUCUACCAUGAUACAGGGUCAACGCUCAAUAUAAUUAAAGCAUUCUGAGUGUCACACCAGGGAGCACUUUUUUCACUUUUCUGAAGCAUGUUCAGCCUUGUUGAAGGUGGUAUCAUGAGCGUAUUGUCACCUUUACAAAGAGGCUUGAGAGCCUCUAAACUUGAGAAAGAAAAGGCUGGUUUGAAAAGAGAAGCUGACUACAUGGAAAAACAUUAAAAGCACUUUCUUUAUCUUAACUGGCCAAUGCCUUCACUUUUAAAGGGUAAUGCAGAUGUUUUUGUCGGUUGUGCCAAUCAUCCAGGCUUCCCUUGCCUUUCACAUGAUUUCAGUAUUUAAAAAAAAACAAAUUAACAUGGUGGUUAUUGCUAACAGUAUAUGAACAUAUGAAACCACACACAGACAAUAGUAAAUAAGCUAUAACUCGACAUGACACUGGUGUUUUAAGCAGUUUAAGAAUCUUGUAAACCACAUUCACCGAUAUUUUGGCCCAGGUGUGACCCAUUUUUCAUGUGCCUGAGCUGGUCCCUUUUCUCAGCCCCUCUUUUUUGUUCUUUCCACCCCCUCCAGCUGGAGGGAACCUGGAGCAGAUCAUCUGUGUGUCUUAGCAUUUUAGCUUGCAAUCACUCUGCCAGACCAGCAGGGGGCAGUGUUGGAUUAGGGAAUGACCUGCUGCUCUGGAAGCAAAGCCAUACAUUAAAAAUAGUGGAUUAAAUUUAAACAAAAUAAUCCAAUAUUACAAUAGUAAUAUUGAAUCAUUAUGGAGUAAUAUUUGCCUAAUCUAAUAUUAUGAUAUAUGGCUUUGCCUCUGAACUGUUUGCUUUUUGGACAAAUGGUCCAAAGCUAACAAUUAACUAAACAGGAAGGGUAUAGUGUUUACAUUCCCUGCCUGCUUCUCUAGAACCAAAGCCAUAUAUCUAAAACAGUUUAGAUAAGUUGCUUUGGAAGCUCUGUCACCGUUGGACUGGGCAGUACACAAUAAAUACUUCUACCAGUACGCACAUUCAGAUCUCUGCUAGCUAGCCCUUUUUGCCUCUACAAAUGUAGCUUUGAUGAAGUGUUCUUGAUACAUUUUGGAGCUUCAUGUUGGUAUGGGUGAGUGUUUCAGUGGUAUAGUGGAAAUAAUAGAAUACAAGUGAUUUUUUUCACGCAGUGGUAUGUUGCUACAUCCUCUAUGUAGUUUAUAUUAAAAUGUUAUAAUGAUGCACUAAUACUCUUUUCCAUUGAAGAGGCAGACAUAUAUUUUCUGUGUCCUUCAUUUUCACUUUCUUUUAUUCUGAAAUGCUGUUAACUAACAUUUGAUUUUGCUGUUAUGUUUUCUACAUUUAGUUUGAAUUAUUAUGUUACUGUAGCACCUGUUUAUUAUUUUGACUUCUUUGUAUCUCAUGUUUUCAUGGGCAUUCAGAUGUACUCCCCUACCCCCAAGCUUGGCAUGAGAAGAUGACCUGGCUGGGAUGUAAGAUAUGCAUACUCCAUACUCUACUUGAAGUCUGUCUACUUGUGUUACUUGAUUUAAAUGAGGAAGAAAUAAUGUACUCUUUCAGUUCCUUCUAAGUUCAAUCUUAGAAUAAUAAUAAAACUGAAAAAAGCACCACCAAAAACUCAUAAAUGUUCGAAGAGGAUUUUGCAGGUUCCAUGAGAGCAGCAAAUGAUGGACUCUGUUUUCACCAAUCCAGUUACUAUCAGAGCUCCUGUGGUGCUAGAUGUGAACUCUCACCGGUUGGCCUGACACAGGGGGUCUUAACUAAUGACUUUUUCAAGUAUUCCAGACUGAGUGAAGAAGAUUGAGGGUUGUGUUGCUGUGGACUGUGAGAUGUAGACAAUGAUAAGAAUGUGUGAGCUUGCUCUCCACCAUGCUGUAGAGACUUAAACUGCAGGGUGUGAGCUUUUUAUUUUCUAAGGAAGUCUGACAGGAUGAAGGUGAGAUGUAAAACGCACAUGUGGCUUGAGCGGAUGAUUCCAUCUAAUUUCAUGUGUGUAACCAGUAUGUUUACUACUAUGUAACCUCUUAAAAUCAACAAAUUAAAGCUCAAAGCAUUUGUCAUAA
Molecule: messenger RNA, 4764 nt
Organism: Centropristis striata (black sea bass)
Lineage: Eukaryota; Metazoa; Chordata; Actinopteri; Perciformes; Serranidae
Gene: tnfrsf21
Product: tumor necrosis factor receptor superfamily, member 21
Exons: 6
Coding region: 353-2428 (691 amino acids)
Biological process (GO): neuron apoptotic process; negative regulation of myelination; negative regulation of B cell proliferation
Molecular function (GO): protein binding
Source: RefSeq, a predicted model, not a curated record